This is a messenger RNA of Penicillium verrucosum, 1950 nucleotides long. RefSeq lists its product as uncharacterized. The coding region runs from base 1 to 1950 and encodes 649 amino acids. The transcript has 3 exons. The record is from RefSeq and is a predicted model, not a curated record. NCBI's taxonomy places the organism in Eukaryota, Fungi, Ascomycota, Eurotiomycetes, Eurotiales, Aspergillaceae.
AUGUCCAGUCAAGCAUCUCCAGAUCUUCCCCCAACCGAGGAAAGCACAGACGGCGGUCCCCCGCCAGGCUCAGCAGAGUUCCUCGCAUCCCGACUCAUCGAAAGCCGUGACUUCAGCUGCGCACACAUCCCAAAGCUAGUACCAGGAAUUUCAAGCAAGGUUCCCCCUCGACUAGGCUUCUUCCACUGUACCGACGAUGAUCUUUCAUACAUCGACACGAACAAAUUAUGCCUCGACUGCUACAACGCCGCCGUUCCACAAGGCUUUCUCUGCUGGUCGGCGUUCUAUGCAAAGAAGGAGAGAAACGUGUUCACUCCGGACGAGGAAUACAAGUCAGGCGAACCAACCCGCGGUAGUGGAGAGUUCUUUCCACGCCAACUUCAGGCAGGCAGAGAGGCAUUUUUCAGAAAGGUGGAACCGAGGCCGAGGGCAGGCACAAAGGCGGCUCAGAUAUUAGGUGAUUUGGAUUUCGAUCCCAGAUCAUCCGCGUAUGAUAAGUGGGUUCCAUCUCUGCCACCAAAUGAAGACACGAGAGCAGUUUGGAGGUUCUUCCAGUAUGCCAGGAAGCCGUUUUAUAUCGACAUUGUGCAUAUUUCGCCCCCGUGGAGAGGUGAUCUAGAAGGGGAGGCUCAGGAUGCGGAGGACGCCCGUGUAGGGACGGCCAAUGCAGCUGCUUACUUAGGGGCUGCUCAUGUUGUUCAAGCAGUGGCUGAUGGGGGAUACGGGCCGUAUAGUGUUGUGGAGCAGCGCUUAGGUGUAUAUGGCACAUAUCGGCUUCUCAGUUUGGGGCCAUGGACUCCUGAUCCAGCUGCAGAGACUUUGGAUCUUGAGGAAAUGGAAGAUGAGGAGAAAAACACAGAGCCCUUUGAUAAAACGCGAUCUGUAGAAGUGCACCCCGCGUACUAUCCAUACCAGGGAGUAAAUGCAUAUAAAAAAAGCCAGUUUAUGUCAUUUCCCAGUCAGGAAAGAUGUGAUGAGGUCAAUGAAGAAGCCAUUGGAAAGGUCUUACCUCCUACGGUGGACGAGCAGCUAAGACGCGAGUAUGAAAAAGAAUUACCAGAAAUCCCCUCAAUCCUGCUGCCUCCGGGGUACCAAAGUUCGGACCCUCCGGAGGAUAUCCAAUCCGAUUCCCCACUACCAAGGAUGUCAGAUGUUCAACCCGUCAGAUGGACUGAUGCCGAAAGGGUGGCUUAUGAGAAAAGACAGGGCCUCGAAGGUGUCGAGGUUGGAAGCGCGUACCCUGUUGAAUCAGUCGCGGGUUUUGGCAUGAAAAGGCCGAGAUUCAUGUUGAAGCCGAUGUACAAACAGAAUUCACAUGGAAUUAGGAGCGAUGGCAGCCUUUCUGCGGACCCUAAUGACUAUACCGGCAAUGGGGUGAAUCGUCUUCCCCUCGAGUGCAGAAUGGGUAGUUGUGAAGACUGCCCUGAUCGAGAGGGAUACGCGGAGCUUAACAAAACACUCAAAGAGUUGGGUAUAAAGCAGUUUCGUGAUCAUGGGAAAUCUACCUUCGUCAAAAGACCGCAACAACCACUCGAUCGGGAGCUAUGGAGACCAUACCUCACACAAGAAGACCCCAAUCCAGCUCCCGCAAAUGCCCUCUCCGACGAAGAUAGCGAUCUUAUCUUGCAAGCACUAUCACCUCCAAGACGCCCUGUUCAAACGGGGAUAUUCCAAUAUCCAAGAUCUUGGUACUUGGCGAAUGGAGUUAAACCACCCGACACCGAGACAGAUGAGCUCAUAUAUGGUACGGAUCACGAUGAGAGGCAAGAGCAACAAAAUCAGCAGAUACCGGGCCCUUUCAAUGAUGAAGACACGGAUAGCGACAAUAGUGACGGCGAGGACAAUGAUAUCGGUGACAACAACAAUGGACAUAACGGUAAUGAAGAGAGUGAGAGUGAGGAUAGCGAUGGAAAGGAGGAUGGGGAGAGCAGUGACGAUGAGAACGAAUAA